AUGGAGCCGCCCGGUGGGGAGCAGACCAACCCGAUCGUCGGUCAAUUUCAUGCAUCGAUGAUGGCUGCCAGACUGAGCGAGCUGACAGGUUCGUUCCUGGCUUUCAGAUUGAUUGCGGCCCGCGAAACGUUUCUGUUUGGCUGGCUGGUGCUAGGUGGUGAUCCCGGGAAUAAAACAAAACGUGCCUCGGCAAGUCCUGCCGGGGCCACCCCCCUUACCCAGGGGUUCACUUCCUCCAGCAGCCUCUUCUCCUUCUGCAGCACCGAGAACGAAAAGAAGCAUAAACACAUCUCGGUCUAG
Messenger RNA from Diaporthe amygdali, 300 nucleotides. RefSeq lists its product as uncharacterized. Lineage: Eukaryota; Fungi; Ascomycota; Sordariomycetes; Diaporthales; Diaporthaceae. The transcript has a single exon. The record is from RefSeq and is a predicted model, not a curated record. Bases 1 to 300 code for a protein of 99 amino acids.